AUGGCCUCCAUAUUGCGACAGAUUGUCGCCGGGCCGCGAGCACGACACGCCGAGUCGGAUCUGGACCUUUGCUAUGUUACGUCCAACAUUAUCGCAACCUCCGGUCCGUCUGGCACCUACCCCCAACGAGCCUACCGAAACCCCCUCGACCGGUUAGUGACCUUCCUCGACUCGAAGCACAAGGAUAACUGGGCGAUUUGGGAGUUCCGCGCCGAAGGAACAGGAUACCCGGAUGACGAGGUCUACGGUCGCGUCCGGCAUUACCCAUGGCCCGACCACCACCCACCGCCGUUCCGUCUGAUACCCAUGAUCAUGGCUAGUAUGCGGAACUGGCUACACGGGGGCAACCUCGAAAAGGGAGACGUCGCGAUAGGCGCUGUGGACAAGACGGCCGAAGCCAACACGGAGAGAGUCGUGGUUGUCCACUGCAAGGCCGGCAAGGGCAGAAGCGGCACCGUGUCAUGCAGCUACCUCAUCUCCGAGUGUGGGUGGAAGCCCGAAGAGGCUCUCACGAGAUUCACCGAACGGAGGAUGCGACCCAAGUUCGGUGCCGGCGUCUCCAUCCCCAGCCAGCUGCGGACCAUUACCUAUGUCGACCGGUGGACGAAGGGCGGGAAGAAGUACAUCGAUCGGGCCAUCGAGAUUGUUGAGAUACACGUGUGGGGACUCCGCAGCGGCGUCAAGUUCGACGUCGAGGGCUUUACAGAAGAAGGAAAGAAGAUCGAGGUCUUCCACACUUUCAAGAAGAGCGAGAGGAUCGUUGUCCAAGGCGAUGCGCCGAGCGGAGGAGGCGUUGGCCGCAUGAUGACUGACAUGGCGACCGUUGGUGUCAAGCCUACCGAGAAAGCUCCCAAGGCGGCCCCGCUUUCUGAGCCUACCAAUACGAACAAUGUCCGAAAGCCCAGCUCUGAGGUGAAGGCCGACGAGGACGAGACUGCUAAGAACGAUGGUUCCACAUCGUCAAGCGAGACAAUGAAACUUCGUAACGCAAAGACAACUUCCCUCAUCCGAGACCCUGGGUUGGACCAUGGUGCGAACCAGACAAGAAGCGAGACUGAAGUUCCAACGACAAUUCACUCCAGCACGCAGUCUGCCGGGAAAUCCAGCGAGGGUGAGGAUAGCGAACCAGGCGGCAUGGCUGUCAUUCUCAAGCCGAAGGAGACGAUUCGUAUUCCCAAUAGCGACGUUAACAUUUCCGUGGAGCGCCGCAACCGCACGUCCUCAUCAAUGGGCCUCACAAUGGUGACCGCCGUCGCCCACGUCUGGUUUAACGUCUUCUUCGAGGGCAACGGUCCGGAGCAAGAUGGCAAAGCCGACGCCAGCGGUGUGUUCGAGAUCGACUGGGAGGCUAUGGACGGCAUCAAGGGCUCCAGUAGGAAAGGGUCUCGCGCUUUCGACAAGAUCGCUGUGGUGUGGCGUGUCGCCGACUCACAACGAGCCGAGGACGGCGGCGACGAGGUCGCGCCGACGGAUGGUGAGAUAAUUACGGAACCCUCGACCAACUCGCCUGUACCGCAGAUGAGGCCCGCCGACUGGAAGGGCAACAACAAGGAGGACCCGAUCGCUGAGAAACAUCUAGGACUGAGGACCGAGAACCCCGAGAGCGCGGAUGUGAGCCGGGCGAGCAGCGUCAAGGACGCAGACAUCAAGGACGGAAACGAUACGGAUUCCCUCGAGGGUGUCAAGACAAGCGGUCCUUUUGGCGAGGAGAAAUUGGACGCUGGUGAUGUCGAUGUCAAGAAAAUCGAGAAGGAGGUGGGUGAGGCUACUAGUAGCCUGAACAGACAGGACCCUGGCCCAGAAUUGCUGAGCUCUCCUGAUACCGCGGGCGGGACGACAGAUCAGGGAACCGCGGAAGUGAAGAAGUGA
This is a messenger RNA of Colletotrichum higginsianum IMI 349063, 1869 nucleotides long. RefSeq names its product Dual specificity phosphatase. The transcript is spliced from 2 exons. Bases 1 to 1869 code for a protein of 622 amino acids. NCBI's taxonomy places the organism in Eukaryota, Fungi, Ascomycota, Sordariomycetes, Glomerellales, Glomerellaceae. Gene Ontology annotation, biological process: cell motility; negative regulation of cell population proliferation; phosphatidylinositol 3-kinase/protein kinase B signal transduction. Gene Ontology annotation, molecular function: protein tyrosine phosphatase activity; phosphatidylinositol-3,4,5-trisphosphate 3-phosphatase activity; protein tyrosine/serine/threonine phosphatase activity. Gene Ontology annotation, cellular component: cell projection; cytosol; nucleus. The record is from RefSeq and is a predicted model, not a curated record.